This is a messenger RNA of Aphanomyces invadans, 690 nucleotides long. RefSeq lists its product as hypothetical. Lineage: Eukaryota; Oomycota; Saprolegniomycetes; Saprolegniales; Verrucalvaceae. The transcript is spliced from 2 exons. The coding region runs from base 1 to 690 and encodes 229 amino acids. The record is from RefSeq and is a predicted model, not a curated record.
AUGGCGAGCAUCACCACCACGCUCAAGCUCAACGACCACAACUUCCGCGAAUGGGACAUCUACUUCCGCGGGAAGUUGAUGAUGAAGGGAAUGCACCAGUACCUGACACACACGCCAACGUCGGCCUCCUUGGACGCAACCAGCGACGACCAAAAGGCACUCGGGAUCCUCAUUGAUACGUUGGAACCCAGCCAGUACCGCCACAUCGCACCACCAACCACUGUCUCAACGAUGCGUCGAAGGCGAGUAACGGGGGUGACCGUCGCAACGAGUGCCGAGCUUAUCUACAACGAAGAGGACCUCGACUUUUCGUUGGUGAAGCUUAACGUGAAGAGUGGUGUCAGCUUGGCCUCGUACAGUUACCUCCAGGCCCGUAGCACCGGUCCGGUGCUGAACGAGCCUAUCUACAUUGCGCAUCACCCCAGAAGCAAGCCCAAGCUCAUCACAUCCACCGUGGACAAUGGCGUCGCCGGCACCAUUGAAGGCACCCCGACUUGCUGCCCUGACUAUGUCCUGUACUCUGUGGACACGGAAGUCGGAUCGUCCGGGGCGCCCGUACUCAGCGCUCACGACAACAAGGUCGUCGCGCUGCACAGCCGCGGCGGAUGCCCAAACGCUGGCGUCAAGAUGGACAAAAUUGUGUCCAAGCUCCGCAGCUUGGGGCACCUGCCUGCGAACGCCGUUGCCUAG